Molecule: messenger RNA, 7251 nt
Organism: Physcomitrium patens
Lineage: Eukaryota; Viridiplantae; Streptophyta; Bryopsida; Funariales; Funariaceae
Source: RefSeq, a predicted model, not a curated record
CAGUGCUCCAAGGUCGGCUUUCGGAGUUUCGUUCCAUCUCGAGGUUGGCUUGGAUCGCUUCCGGUGUCACAUUUCUCGAUUCAACUCCCACGAAAUCACAACACCGCUGAAUAAGCUUUGGAGUUUCUCGAAUAUUUUUUAGACUAGUGAGACGCGUUCAUCUUGCUAUGAUACAGUGGAUUCGUUCGCCUCAAUCCUUACUACCUUUGCUUGAAUUAGCAGCGGAAUUUGAGUAUGGUGCGGAUUUGGUUGUGCUGAGGGUUAGUUUGCUGGAGGAUCAUCUUAGUUUUAGAAUGCAUGGGGCAAUUUUCUGGGCAUUAACGAUGAAGAUCUCAUUCUUAUUGUUUGGAAGAAAGGACUCUGAGAAUUUCGACAAGUAUUAAUCCUAGUUAAUUUUGGGUAGAUUCUCUGUUUAAAAUGAGUUGUAUCCAGCAGCGAUGGAUUGUUCAACAUCUUUUUUCAAUUUUAGAGAUUCGCGUUUGCUUCCGUCAGAUAGCAGAGGAAGUAAGCAGUUUGUGGGAUAAGCGGAAGACUUAGCGAACGGCGAUGGGAUUUCUCAGAAUUUUUGUGCAGAUGUGCGUGGGCACUUAAAUGCAUCUCGAUUUGUGACACAAGGGGAAGGCGUCGACAUGGAGUCGAAUGGACUGAAGAAGCCCCUCGCACAAUCGCCCGCAAAGGCCUCUGUUGUGGCCGAUGGGAGUAGGGUUCCUGUUCAUUGGCCUGAUGGAUUUGACUUUGGUUUUGCAAAUUCCCCUGAGAUGCCGAUUCAGCCAUUGCUGCUGCCGCAUCCAUUGCCACGGCCCCGUCCAUCGACGCAGCUGCCUUCAUUGCCACGGUCGCGUCAAUCGCCGCAGCCGCUUACAUUGCCAUUGCUGCGUCCAGGAGCAGCUUUUGCAGCUGCUGCGUCCCGACAGGUUACGCGAAAGACCUCCAUUUCAUCUCAUAGAGAUUCCCACAUUGACCAGGAGGAGAGGUCUAGACAGCAAUCGGAGUUUAGUGAGGGAAAGAUCAUACAUGUUAGUCCAUCCGUCGUUACGGAGCAAAAAGCGGAUGAUACUAAUGGGCUUUUAAAGGAUUCGGCGAAUGCAACCCCAGGGCCUGAAGAUUUUGCAUUAGCUCGCAGUGUUCCAGAACAUGAAAAUCUAGUUAGGGUUGUUGAUGAUGCUAGUAUUGUGCCAAAAUUUAGGAUUCGUGUCAUUGAUGAGCCAGGAGUUGUGGGAGAAAUUGAAAGUCUUAUUACGGAUGAGCCAGAUGCUGCAGGAAAACCUGAAAACCUUCCUACGGUUUCUAAUGAGCCAGCAGUUGUGGAAAGAAUUGAAAGUCUUAUUACAGAUGGGCCAGAGAUUGCGGAAAAACCUGACAACCUUCCGAGAGUUUUUGACGAGCCAAGGGUUGUGGAAAAAAUUGAAAGUAUUGUUACAGAUGGACCAGAGGUUGCAGAAAAACUUGAAAACCUUAGGGUUUUUGAUGAGCCAGAGGUUGUAGGUGAUCCAGGUAUUUCUUUUCCCAACAAUGUCGCUGACACUUCUUCAAAUGUCAUCUAUCGUCACGAAGAUCACAGCUACGCUAGCUCCGAGAUUUCCACCGAGGAGGAGCUGAGUGAUUCGGAUACGGGCUUGAUAAGCACGAAUGACAAUUUUAACUCAGAUGACACAGAUGAAGCUGUAGAUGCUUUAGAAACAAACUUGGAACAAAAAGACGACCAAAUUGAGGAGACAAGGCAAUCACCUACAGCGUUUCAGUUGGCCGAAGAAUUAGAGAUGCGCAACUCCUCCUCGGGUUUACAUUGGAAGGAAGGUGCAGCUGCUCAACCAAUGAGGUUGGAUGGCAUCGAGAAAUGUAAGCCUGCAAUUGAUCUUUUGCAACUAACUACCUAUGGCACUCUCUCUCAUGCAUUAGCCUCACCUCAACUGAGGAGGGAGUAUGGUUUUCCACAAGCCGUGACCGUUCAUGCAAAUUUUAUCGCUGUCGGAUUGUCCAAAGGAGCUGUUCUUGUCACUCCUAGCAAGUAUUCAGCCACGCGCAGUGCCGAUGAGUUGGAAUCUCAAAAGGCUUUUUUCUUGGGAGGGGGUAUUGAAACUAAAGAACCUGUUAGUUCUCUUUGUUUCAGCCAUCAAGGGGAUCUCUUGCUAGUCGGCUAUGCGAAUGGAACCCUACGAUUGUGGGAUGUUUCUAGAAGAUCAAUGUCCAAAAUGAUGAGUACUGAGCACUCGGAGGCUAUUGUUCAUACUUUGUUCUUAGGACAGGAGGCCCCAGGUGCUCGCAAUCUAAGAGUAAUUAGUGGGGACUGUAAAGGGAGACUUCUGUUGCAUGCUUUUUCUCAACAGAUGGUUCCUUUGAUUCGCCGCUUUUCUGUAGAAACACAGUGUCUCCUCGAGGGCGACAAGACUGGUCCUGUUUUAUCUGUUUCACCUUUGUUGCCUGACGAAGGUCUGCAUGUCUCGAAUGGAGUAAACUCCUCUCAUCAAAGCCGAAUCUCCAGUCCUCCGACGUUGGGAAGUGUAAUGGGCGGUAUGGGUAGUGUAAUGGGUGGAAUGGUGGGUAGUGUUGGUGCAAUAGAUGUUGGUCGGAAGUUCCUCUAUGAUGGAGGAGCUACUUCAACAACCUCAGCAACUUCAGCUGAUGAUGGGCCAAGACCGAUGUUUGUCUUGGUCACGCACCACACUGUGCUUGUGGUGCGCCUUGCUGCCGACAUGCAGGUACGCCAACCAGCUUUAGAAGUUAUGUCAAAGUUGAGUAGACCAGCUGGAAUCAGGGAUGGUGCUAUUGCGUAUACAGCAUGGAGACGCAUUCGUGCUAAGCUUGGGACUUCCCUUGUUUCUAGUAGUGGAAACUCAGACUCCAACGUAUCGAAUGGGAGCACAGCGACCGCAUUUGUCACUGACCGUGCUGAUGCGAAGAAGGAUGAAGGUGACGCCGCUAACGAUGUCGUGGAUGAUGACGACUUACCAAUGUUAGCCAUGGGUUGGGACACGAAGAUGUUCAUUUGGCAAUUAACACAGUCAAAGCUAAGGAAAGUGAGAGAAUGGGAACUCGAUAGUCCUGCUGUUGGGCUAGCUUGGCUGGAGGAGCAGAUGCUGGUCAUUGUGACAGCUAAGGACCAACUCUGCUUGUUUACGAAGGAGGGUAUUGAAGUGGAGCGUGGGUCUAUACGGGGAGAUCAAGAAGGGAUGGGGGCUCUUAUCUACCACAGUCAUAUUAUGAAUGCUCUUGGUAAUCCAGAGAAAGCUUACCAUAGCUCACUAUCUGUCCGCGGAGCUGCUCUGUAUCUGAUGGGUCCGCAGCAGCUAUGGCGUGCUCGUUUGCUGCCUUGGCGGGAGCGCAUUAAAGCAUUAGAAGAUGCUGGCGAUUGGAUGGGUGCAUUCCACAUUGCAAUGGAGUUGUAUGAUGGGCGAGCCAGAGGGGUAACCGGGCUUCCAAGAGGAUUAGAUGCAAUGCGGGAGGCUAUUAUGAGUACAUUACUGGCGCUUCUUUCUGCUUACAUAGACAUGGCUUUUGCGUACUUGUCGGUAGCAUAUGGGUCAGCUACGUUACCUGCUCUGAAUUCUUCCUCAGAGACAGCUUCUCAAGCUGCUGAUCGACAAGGGUCAGGGGGCUUGGGCCAAGAUUUGCAGGAUGCCCGAGAACAAUAUGCAAGAGUUGGUGGUGUGGCCAUUGAGUUUUGUGUACACAUUGGUAAACAGGACGUCUUGUUUGAAAAUGUCUUCAGCAAGUUUGUGGCUGUUGGACAAAGAGGUAUAUUUUUGGAGCUCCUUGAGCCAUAUAUCCUUAAGGACAUGCUAGGUGGUCUUGCUCCUGAGGUCAUGCAAGCACUCGUUGAACACUACAGUUACCAUGGGUGGGUGGACAGAGUGGAGCAAUGUGUGCUGCAUAUGGAUAUUGGAUCUUUAGAUUUUAAUCAGGUGGUGAGAUUAUGUAGAGAGCAUGGUUUAUACAGUGCACUUAUUUAUCUGUUCAAUAGGGGCUUGGAUGACUUCAGGUCUCCAUUGGAGGAACUUUUGAUAGUUGCAGAUCAGGCCUCCAACUCCUCUCAGACUCAACUUGUCGGGUAUAAGCUGUUGGUGUACUUGAAGUACUGCUUCAUUGGUCUUGCCUUUCCACCUGGCCAUGGCUCUCUUCCAACCACGCGUUUGCCAGGGUUACGAGCUGAAAUUUUACAAUUUCUACUUGAUCAAGAAGGUUCCAUCAGAGGAAGACCUUUGACGGGUUUCAAGUCUGAAGAGGUCAAGAUAUACCCUCGACUAUGGUUUCUGCUUCAGGUUGACAUACAGGCAACCCUUCUAGUCUUGAGGCUGGCCUUUCCUGAACAUGGCCCCUUAGGUAUUGGCAAGCAGGGUUUUGCUUAUCUUACCAGUGCUGAUGAUGAAGAUUUAGUUCUUUCAGCUUCUGAAGAUAUCCAUGAUGGAGUGAGGUAUGUACAAGCGACUGUAAAUGCUUUAGUUGAGAUUCUAAAUGUGUCUCAUAAAGUCAGAGCAUUUCCAAAGGGAGUUGAUACAGAUGUUAAAGACUCUCAAAUGAUUCGGCCUUCAAAUGAAGGUGUUGGAUAUCUGCUGGACUUUGUGGCACAAUUUGUGGCGUCUAGACAUGCUGUAGUAUCAAGUGCAACGUUCAUGAUGAUAUUAGAGUAUUUAGCACUACCUACUCAUGGAAGAGGAGAUGCACUCGCCAAUGAAGAUUUGAUGGUGAGGCUUCUGAAUGCUGUUCCUGAUUCAAAUUUGGAUCCGUCUCGUACUCUCGAACUAGCGCAAACCAACAACUUCUGGCAGGUAAGUGGGUUGCUUCAUACACGUGGUCGCAACUAUGAAGCAGCACUGGAUGACUACUUGAAUGAUGAGAAUCAGAUUGGACAACCAUUUUUGUAUAUCAUGGAUAUGCUUGAUCCCCAGAAAGGUUUACAAGAAUCCGACUUAAGUAAAUUUAAGAAAGCUGUUCUCUUGCGCAUAUCAGAACUUGUACAACGUAGUAGCAAAGGCACAUUAGGAGUCGUUUUGAAGCAUAUGAGCAGCGACAACCAGCAAGUCAUUGAGAGGCUUGAUCAUCGUCCGGAGCUCCUGUUUGCCUAUCUGAAGGGCAUUAUGAAUGCUCGUUCAGGAAGUAAUAUUUCUGGUGAAUUGGAUAGUGCCGGUGUGCUGUCACAUUGUAAACAUCAGCGGCGCUUGCCCUCUCGUCAGCACUCUACAUCGAGCAGGUUCAAACGAGGGAACUGCUGUCCGCAGUGGGAUCCGAACGUGGACAUCAAAGACUUGUUGCAACAAUCUGCCAUAGUUUUUACAGACGAUAUGGCAGAACUUUAUGUGGAGCUGUUAUGCAAAUUCGAACCACACGCUGUACUUAAAUUUUUGGAAAGCUACGAAAACUAUCGGUUGGAACACUGCCUCAAAUUAUGUCAGGAGUAUGGUAUUACAGAUGCAGCAAUCUUCUUAUUGGAGCGUGUAGGUGAUGUUGCAAGUGCACUGGAUCUUGUGCUUAAGGAUGUGGAAAUAUGUAGAGAUCGCUUGGAACUUUUUGUCUCCACCUCAUCAAGAACCUCUGUGCAGGCUUUUGACAAGGAUCAGCAGAGUGUUGUAGAGGUAGGAGCGGUCAAAGCAGCAGUUGCCGCUGCUGUGGCCUUGUGUCAGCGGAACACUCAACGGCUCGAACCUCGGGAGUCAAUUACGCUCUGGUUUCGACUUCUUGACAGCAUUGUGGAGCCAUCCAAAGUCGCAUCAAAUGCUGUGAAUACUAGUUUUGAAGUUGACAGAAAUUUUAGAAAUCAAGAAUAUUUAGAUUCUGAAAGAAUACAAAUACGAGGAAAAUCAAGAGCUCAGCGAAAGCUAGCCAUAAAACAGGCAAAAGGCAAGUUUUUAAAAAAAGUCCUAGUGUUGCUGAUGGGAGAUAUCAUAGAUGGUAUGAUGGGUUACAUUCCACUGCAUGUUAUAAUGGAGAAAAUACUAGCAGAUCAUGGGAGCCACCCAUUCCAAGACUUUCGUCCAACAAUAUUGAAUAUGCUUAGUGCGUAUGGCUAUGAGCGGACAAUACUGAGGACUGCAAAGCACCUUACAGAAGAGGACACUUUCUACAACAUCUAUGCCCUUCGGCGAGGCUGUGCCCAUGGGUAUGCAGCUUUGUCUUCCAUCUGCUGCAUUUGUGGACUUGGGUUGGAAGACGACACUCUGCAAGGUCAUACAAGAAGUACUGCGGAGAAUUCACAUGGUGAAUCUACCAAAGGGGUGAUGGCAGUAGCGACUACUUCACGUAGCUCAAAUGCAUUCAGUAUUUACUUCUGUGGACACGCUGCACACAUUCUUUGCGUAGUUGAUGAUGGGUCUCAUAAAGAAGACCCUAGUCUUCCAGGAUGUCCAGUUUGUUCGCUAAAGGUGAAAUCAAGCAGUUCACCGUAUCAUGCAAAUAAUGCUAUCUGGAAAGGAAGAGAUGAAGCAAGUAGAAGUUCCACAACUCCAACUCCCGACAGAGUUGCUCCAUAUUUGCUAGACACAGCAAUUAAGAGCUAUCACCCUGCUACUGAGAUCCCUCGGUUGGCUGUGCUGAAGCAGCUCCAACAGGGAAAGCAACUGUCAGAUUUGGGACCUUCACUACAACUCCGCCUGGCACCGCCUCCAAAAAUUCGUUCUCGUAGGGCCUCAGUUCCUGAGAACGGUGGUGCAUUACGAAACAGGCAUGCUCCGAAAAGCCUGAUUAAUCUGCGGAGAUGAUGUAGUAAACGGGAAAUGGGUUUGACGAGUAGAUGACAGUGUUCUUCAUGACGCAUCAGUUUUGACGCAGAGUCUCAAUAUUCUUUUGUACCUGGAAGGCGCUAAUUCCUCCAAAUGAGUAUUCUGAUGGCCUUCACUACCUCACUACGCCCCCGGCCUUAGAGAAGCUGAAUGCCGUGCUGGCAAAUAAUAAGCCCUCUACUGCAUUAUACUUGCAAAUCUCUGGAUUCUUGACCAAAUGUGCAGGAGGGGCCAAUUUAGCAUUGUGCAAUAUUUAGUCCGAAUUCGGACUCCUAGAUCCUUCUUUAGCCGAACGGAGCUAAUUUGGGACACAUCACAUGUACAUUGUUUUUCACCUUUGCUCAAAGCACUUUUGAUUGUGUAAAAGUAGAAGGCGUUUGCCCUUGAAAAAAUCAAGGAAUAUUAGUUAUUUUUUGCUCAAGCUAGUAAUUCUUCUUAGAACUCUACAAUAUAUUUUUUCUAAUUUAGCUUGAAAUGUGAGCAAAAGUGUUUUUGUUUGUUUGUUUGUUUUAAUAUAAUUUGGCUAAAAUCACAACCA